AUGGGAGAUGCAGUGCUGGCGGCACUGGGGGCAGCAGCUCCCUUCCUGAGGCCAGGGGAACGGGAGCGGCUGGCAUCCCAGACCAGACCCUUCGACCCUCGCAGCGAGUGCUUCGUCCCCCACCCCCGUGAGGAGUUUGUGCGGGGGCGGGUGAUGGGGCGCCAAGGCGGUGAGGUCACCGUCCAGACCGAGCUGGGAGAGACGAUGACGGUCAAGGAGGCUGACAUCCACCAGCAGAACCCCCCCAAGUUUGACAAGAUCGAGGACAUGGCCAUGCUGACCUUCCUCCAUGAGCCUGCUGUCCUCUACAACCUCAAGGAGCGCUACGCCUCUUGGUUGAUCUAUACCUACUCAGGACUUUUCUGUGUGACGGUCAACCCCUACAAGUGGUUGCCUGUUUACAACGCUGAGGUGGUGGCUGCCUAUCGGGGAAAGAAGCGGAGUGAAGCUCCACCACACAUCUUCUCCAUCUCUGACAAUGCCUAUCAGAACAUGCUGACAGAUCGAGAGAACCAGUCCAUCCUCAUCACUGGAGAAUCUGGGGCGGGGAAAACAGUCAACACCAAGAGGGUCAUCCAGUACUUUGCCAGCAUUGCUGCCAUCGGCGACCGCAAGAAGGAGGCAACCAACAGCAGCAAGGGCACCCUGGAGGACCAGAUCAUACAGGCCAACCCUGCCUUGGAGGCCUUUGGCAAUGCCAAGACCCUCCGCAAUGACAACUCAUCUCGAUUCGGGAAGUUCAUCCGAAUCCAUUUUGGGGCCACCGGGAAGUUGGCAUCAGCUGACAUUGAGACCUAUCUCCUGGAAAAGUCCCGUGUAAUUUUCCAGCUGAAGGCUGAGAGGAACUACCACAUCUUCUACCAGAUCCUCUCCAACAAGAAGCCAGAGCUGCUGGUGGGUGGCAAGGCCCUCUCCCACCUGCCUCCACCCGCCCACCAGAGCGCUUUUGAUGUCUUGGGCUUCACUGCCGAGGAGAAGGCCGGUGUCUACAAACUGACAGGUGCCAUUAUGCACUUUGGCAACAUGAAGUUCAAGCAGAAGCAAAGGGAAGAGCAGGCAGAACCAGACGGCACUGAAGAUGCUGACAAGUCAGCCUACCUGAUGGGGCUGAACUCAGCUGAUCUUCUCAAGGGGUUGUGCCACCCCCGUGUGAAGGUGGGCAAUGAGUACGUCACCAAGGGGCAGAAUGUCCAGCAGGUGUACUACUCCAUUGGGGCCUUGGCCAAGGCUGUGUAUGAGAAGAUGUUCAACUGGAUGGUGGUGAGGAUCAACAACUCUCUGGACACCAAGCAGCCACGGCAGUACUUCAUCGGUGUGCUGGACAUUGCUGGCUUCGAGAUUUUUGAUUUCAACAGCUUUGAGCAGCUCUGCAUUAACUUCACCAAUGAGAAGUUGCAGCAGUUCUUCAACCACCACAUGUUCGUGCUGGAGCAGGAGGAGUACAAGAAGGAGGGGAUUGAGUGGGAGUUCAUCGACUUCGGCAUGGACCUCCAGGCCUGCAUUGACCUCAUUGAGAAGGUCUUCUCUUCCCAGCCCAUGGGGAUCAUGUCCAUCCUAGAGGAGGAAUGCAUGUUCCCCAAGGCCUCGGAUAUGACCUUCAAGGCCAAGCUCUUUGAUAAUCACUUGG
Messenger RNA from Corapipo altera (White-ruffed manakin), 1627 nucleotides. Its product is annotated as myosin-6-like. Gene Ontology annotation, molecular function: actin filament binding; microfilament motor activity; ATP binding. Gene Ontology annotation, biological process: vesicle transport along actin filament; actin filament organization. Lineage: Eukaryota; Metazoa; Chordata; Aves; Passeriformes; Pipridae. The record is from RefSeq and is a predicted model, not a curated record. The annotation marks the transcript as partial. The transcript is spliced from 12 exons. Gene Ontology annotation, cellular component: cytoplasm; myosin complex; vesicle.